AAAGGAAAGACUUUCUCUCGGCCUUUCCAGAUCAUGCUCACUACCCACCUCCACCUCCAGCAUCACCCACUCCUUCACCUCCCCACCCUCCUCUUCCUCAUCCCUCACCUGUGCCAUGCCCGCCGCCCUGCCCCCGCUCCUGCUCCCGCGCCCGCCUGCCGCUCUGCCACCGCGUUCGCCUGCCGAAAUCCGCCCUUUGUGCCCGGCCACGACCUCAUCGGCAAGGGCUUCGACGUGGUCAAGCUGCAGACCACCGGCGCCUUCGUGGUGGACGUGGACCGCUACCAGCUGCACGUGUCGGGCAACUGCACGCUGUGCCAGAACCGGCUCCUGGGUCAGGAGCAGAAGCUGCCGGCCGCCGUGGCCGACUGGCGCGUCCGGGUCAAGUGCCGCCGCCGACUCAGCGAGAGGAUCUACGAGACGGGCAGCGCCAUCCUGGAGCGGAACGACAAGGCCUUCCACGCCAGCGCCAAGGUCGGGCUCGCCCUGGGGAACGCCGCCUUCCUGGGCGGCACUCGGUCCAAAUCGUCCAGGUUUGCCCGCAGCCACUCCACCCAGGACAGGUACUCCUUCGCCACUCAUCAAGUGUCCUGCCGAUACUACACACUCCGCCUGCGCGACAACCCUCCGCUGACCAGAGGGUUCGUCACGUCGCUCCAGACGCUGCCCUACGCCUACGCCCAGAGCACGGCCGCCAGCUUCCGCCACUUCCUCUCCACCUACGGCACGCACUACCUGCGGCGCGUGGACCUGGGCGGGCGGGUGCGCUCCACCACGGCCGUGCGCACCUGCGAGACCACCGUGAGCGGCCUGUCCGUGCACGACGUCAGCAACUGCCUCUCCACCGAGGCGGCCGCCGCCCGGUCCGGCCCCAGCGCCCGCGCCCAGCAACGCUACUGCCGCGCCAAGGCCCGCGCCUUCACCCGCGGCCGCCCCUUCAGCGCCGCCUUCUCCGACCGCGUGACCGAGGUGCUCGGCGGGAGCGGCCAGCUCGGGGACAUCCUGUUCGCGCCGGAGAAGAGAGCCAGCUACGGCACCUGGGUCAAGUCGCUCAAGGUCGCGCCGGGCGUGGUGGCCUUCCGGCUGAGCCCCCUGCACACGCUCAUCGACCCCCGCGCCGACCCCCAGCGCUACUACAACCUGCGCAGCGCCAUCAGGGACUACGUCGCGCGGGCCGGCGUGGGCAAGGCGUGCCGCGGGAGGUGUGCGGCGGGCCGGAGAGACCGGAACUGCGCCUGCAAGUGCAACGGGCACACCAGCGUGGACUCCAACUGCUGCGCCAGGAAGCGAGGGCUGGCGCGCCUCUCCGUGGUGGUGCGGAGCGCGGUGGCGCUCUGGGGCGACUACUUCUCCAAGACGGACGGCUACGUUAAGGUGUUCUACGGGCGGCAGAGGAGCACAACGCCUGUCAUCUGGAACAACAACUUCCCCCAGUGGAACUUCAGAGUGUCCUUCGGUACCGUUGAUCUGCUGAAGAACGUGUCGAUACGAUUCGAGGUGUGGGACCGGGGCAACCGCUGGGAUGACGACCUGCUGGGGAAGUUCUCCCUGGUGCCGGUGCGAGGCGUGAACGUGAGGCGGAAAUUCAAGCUGAAGCACGGCGCGCUGUACGCCUCGUACUCCGUAGUGUGCGCUCCGAGCCUGGCCGGCUCCUCCUGUGGCAGCUACAGCCCCAGUCCAGCAGCCCACCACGUCCAGGCCCCGCUGGGCUACCCCUCGCUGACCCCUCAUCCCAGCGGAAACUUCUGGAACAACACCUUCCUAUGAAGCGCAGGCAGUCCUGAGGCGAUACUUUUACUGGUUAUGGGUGACAGAAUACCCUCGAGCCAUUCUAUUCCAUAGGGAGUCGCUAUUCCACAGUGGACACUGGCCAGUCACACUUAUUAAAAUAUAUUACAGUUCUCUUUCAGUUAGCCAUAACCUUACACUUAAUGUAAUUCAUCAAUGAGUGUGAAAUUGUGCAAAGUUAACUUCAAUAGAUAUAUCAUUUGUAACUAAUUCUGUACAGAAUAGGGAGUAAUAUUGAACAGGGACCACUGCAUCUGAGUUAUGACUUUUAUUGUAACAAUAGAUUACAUUUUCACACAUUGUUUCUCUCUUUGU
This is a messenger RNA of Sardina pilchardus (European sardine), 2103 nucleotides long. RefSeq names its product perforin 1.3 (gene prf1.3). Gene Ontology annotation, molecular function: wide pore channel activity. The coding region runs from base 34 to 1767 and encodes 577 amino acids. The transcript is spliced from 4 exons. NCBI's taxonomy places the organism in Eukaryota, Metazoa, Chordata, Actinopteri, Clupeiformes, Clupeidae. Gene Ontology annotation, cellular component: membrane attack complex; membrane. The record is from RefSeq and is a predicted model, not a curated record. Gene Ontology annotation, biological process: defense response to virus; immunological synapse formation; T cell mediated cytotoxicity.